Molecule: messenger RNA, 1856 nt
Organism: Thalassophryne amazonica
Lineage: Eukaryota; Metazoa; Chordata; Actinopteri; Batrachoidiformes; Batrachoididae
Gene: stxbp1b
Product: syntaxin binding protein 1b
Biological process (GO): neurotransmitter secretion; vesicle-mediated transport; intracellular protein transport
Cellular component (GO): plasma membrane; secretory granule
Molecular function (GO): syntaxin binding
Source: RefSeq, a predicted model, not a curated record
CAUUGUUGUAACUUGACAGUUGCGCUGCACUGAGGAGACGGACCUCAAACCUUCACUAUGGCUCCACUUGGACUAAAAUCAAUUGUUGGAGAAAAGAUAAUGAACAACGUCAUCAAGAAGGCGAGAGAAAAAGGACAGUGGAAGGUGCUCGUGGUGGACAAACUCAGUAUGCGGAUGGUUUCCUCCUGCUGUAAGAUGACAGAUAUCAUGUCAGAGGGAAUUACCAUUGUAGAAGAUAUAACUAAGCGGCGAGAGCCUCUGCCCAGCAUGGAGGCCAUCUACCUGAUAACACCCACAGAUGAAUCUGUUGAGGCUUUGAUUGAUGACUUCAGAGAUCCACGAGCUCCGACGUACCGAGCAGCUCAUGUCUUUUUCACCGACUCCAUCCCAGACUCAUUGUUUGGCCUGCUGACCAAAUCCCGCGCUUCCAAAGCCAUGAAGGCCUUGACUGAGAUCCACAUUGCCUUUCUGCCCUAUGAGUCACAGGUCUUCUCCUUGGACAAAGUGAACGCCUUUCAGGACUUCUACAGCCCGUUCAAGGCUGAUGUGAAGAACAACAUGUUGGAGCGCUGUGCUGAGCAGAUCGCCACCCUCUGUGCCACGCUCAAAGAAUAUCCUGGAGUACGAUACCGAGGAGAGUACAAAGACUGUGGCGUUCUGGCUCAGAUGCUCCAGGAGAAGCUGGAUGGUUACAAGGCUGAUGACCCCACCAUGGGAGAGGGUCCAGACAAGUGUCGCACUCAGCUGCUGAUCGUGGACCGGGGCUUUGACCCUGUGUCUCCUCUCCUGCACGAGCUGACACUGCAGGCCAUGGCCUAUGACCUGCUGGGCAUCGAGAACGACGUCUACAGGUUUGAGACGAGCGGAAUGGGAGAGACCAGGAUGAAGGAGGUCCUGCUGGAUGAGGACGAUGACUUGUGGCUGUCUCUGAGACACAAACACAUCGCUGAGGUGUCGACAGCCGUGACUCGUUCGCUGAAGGAGUUCUCUGCCAGUAAAAAGAUGAACACUGGAGAAAAGACCACCAUGAAGGAACUGUCUCAGAUGCUGAAGAAGAUGCCGCAGUAUCAGAAAAGAGCUCAGUAAGGUAAGAAGUACUCUACCCACCUGCACCUGGCUGAGGACUGCAUGAACCGAUACCAGGGUACUGUGGACAGACUGUGUCGAGUAGAACAGGAUCUGGCGAUGGGCACAGAUGCAGAGGGUGAGAAGAUCAAGGAUCCCAUGAGGCUUAUUGUGCCUAUUUUAUUGGACAGUAAUGUCAGUGUGACUGACAAGAUCCGCAUCAUUCUGCUCUACAUCUUCCUCAAGAACGGUGUGACUGAGGAGAACCUGUGUAAGCUUCUUCAGCAUGCUAACAUCCCACCAGAGGACAGUGACAUCAUUUCCAACAUGGCCCACAUGGGCGUGCCCAUUGUGUCCGAGGGUGCCGCAAAGAAAGCCAAGAAGCCUGAUCGUAAGGAGCGAAUCAGCGAGCAGACCUACCAGCUGUCCAGGUGGACACCGCUCAUCAAAGACCUCCUGCAGGAUGCCAUCGAGGACAAACUUGAUCCCAAGCAGUACCCGUACAUUUCUCAGCGACAAAUCUCUCCAAAGCCAGCGCUCCAUUCAAGCGCUCGUUACGGUAACUGGCACAAGAACAGAGGCCCCACCGAAAUGAAGACGGGGCCCAGGAUCAUCGUCUUCAUCAUCGGUGGUAUGGCGUACAGCGAGAUGCGCUGUGUGUAUGAGGUCACCCAAACAAACGGCAAGUGGGAGGCUCUUAUCGGAUCGACUGAAAUCUUCACCCCUUCUCGCCUUCUAAAAACCCUCAAAGAUUUGGAGAAAGAGAAGUAGAGACGGGCUGAGAACUCCUC